Neolamprologus brichardi is the source of this 2036-nucleotide messenger RNA. The record is from RefSeq and is a predicted model, not a curated record. Lineage: Eukaryota; Metazoa; Chordata; Actinopteri; Cichliformes; Cichlidae.
UUUGUGGAUUCUGUGGUCCGCCGCCAAAUUCAAACAGCGAAAGAAGAAACGGGAGCUACAGCCGCCUAAAAGCCACAGCGAAUCGACUACUUUUACUACUGACACUUUCAGCUAACCGUGGCUUCGGGGGCACAGCCCUCUUUUGUUUUGUUAAUGAUAUUCACUGACUUUUAUGGAUAAAGGCAGCAUUUGACAACAAUGGCACAAUUUGACAGCGUUUUCAUGUAAAGGCAAGUGGAAGCUCGGUCAUAUAGCCUGUUUAGUCAUGGAUGGUGUUGGUAAAGCUGUGGUUGGAGUCUGGCGGGCACACACAGUCCUGGAUGAGUCUGAUGGAGCAGAGAGCUCCCCAGAAGCCCCGGACCGUUUCCGCAAACUUCGGUCCUCAUCUUCACUCAAUUCUCUGAGAAUGUCAGUGAGGAAGCGACUCCCACUGCGAUCUGUCCAGACCAACUCCCUCCCUGAGAAUCCGACCUGGGAAACCACGAAGGAGCAACCAAAGACCAGCACAGUCCGCAAGCUUACUCGUAGUGCUCGUAACUCUAUCACCGGAGUGUAUCAGAGGUUGCAGAGGACCAGAGAAUUUUCCCGUGAAGAGUGUUUGGUAGCGACCCCGGGUCGUGAUGGAGAAAAUGCUGGUGCAUCGAAUUCUUGCACCCCAGGACAUACACCUCAUCGGGCUGCAACACCCAGACGCACACCCAGAGCAGCAGGUACACCUGGGCGUACUCCAGGCUCCAGAGGACGCAGGACUCCUGAAGCAUCCGUAAGAGGAGUGAAAACAGGAGGUGGCAGGAGGCAACUGGUCCGCAUGGCUGCUGUACGAAGUCCCUUUGCCUCUCCAAAUACGCAAAACCAGAGGAUGAAAUUUGACCAAGAUUUGGAGUCAGUUUCCAGUGGACUCAGGAGGCUCAAACAUCUGUCAAAGGCCUUUGAUGACAUCAUUGGGAGAGACAGCAGAUCUGGCCCAAAGGAACGUUCUGGGGGAGCGAUGAUGAGAAAGCUGGAUCCCAGCGGUAAACUCAGCCGCUCAAACGUCACACGCAGAGCCACACGCGUCUCAGACACGCUGGGCAGUUGGGCCCACACAGCUGUGAACACUAUUUGCAAACCCAACUGAACUACAUGCAUGUCUGUGUGUAUAAUGCAGGACCUUUUGUAGCCAUGUUUUACACUUAUUAUACUCAUUAUUAUUAUUGUGGUGUCACUGUUACAUAUUCACAGUGGCGUUAUGAUACUGGGAGACUGUUAUGCUACAGCUUGUCUUUUUUUUAUGUGUGCUCUGCAUAUUUGUGAGCAUCUGUGUGACUCUUGUGUGUUUACAUGUCUCAGGUUAGCUUGUUGUGGGUAAAAUAUCCUCACUGUAGCUUCCAGAGGAAUUUUCUUUGCAUCUGUCGUAGCUGCUACAACCAAAAUGUUACAUUUUGUUACAUUUAGUUACAUUUUCAAAAUACUAAUAUUGUACUUUGUGUUCUCAUUCUCUGCAUAGAGAAAUGUACUCUAAAGAGAUCACGAACAAAAACUGCAGUUUAUCUGCAGAACAAACACUAAAUUUUCUGACAGAGGGGAAAUCUUUUUCCUCUAUUUUUAUAUGUAUGCAAUAAUGUUUCUAACACUUGUUACGCUAUUUUUUUUAAUGUCAUUUGAUUAUACCAAAUUAUCAAGUGUAUUUUCUAAAACACAGUAUUUAAAUGUGAACAUUCCUUGAGGCAGAGGUUGGCAUUUCUAAUGGCCUGUGGAUGAUUCAUGCAUCAAUACUGUACACAUAAAUCAUCUGAUAAUGUGAUGGGGAAAAAGAUUUAGUGGCUCAUUACCAGUUGAUGGCUAUAAUGAUGAUGUUAUAAAGAGAUAUCCCGAGUCUUAUUAGUGACUGUCAAGCUUCCAGCCUCAAAUUAAGCAAAGCUCUUCUGUGGGUGUGUUGUUGUUGUUUUUUUUGUUUUUCUGUUUUUGAUACUUUCUUUUUCUGCAUUAUUAUUUUUUAAAAGGAGAACAACUGUCCAAAUGUAAAAAAAUAAAACUUUGCAUUUUUUAUGUGUAUA